GGGCUAUUUUUCUCUUUUCUUCUUUGUCUCGAGCUCUAAUUUCAUCGGCAAAACCCCCCAAUUUACGAUAAUCAAACACAAUAAGCUCAAAUAUGGAUCAUUCAUGGCGCCCCAGAGUACCAUCAGGUAAUCUUUGCCCAGUCUGCUCGAAUUCACACUUCCCAUUUUGUCCUCCCUCUUUCCCAGAUUUCACCAUACCACCCCCUAAAUUUCCGCCUUCACGACUGCAAUACGUAGAUCAAUUCUACCAACGACCCCCGCCACCACAGCCGCCGAAUGAUCCAAUUUUUGAUCAUCGUGGCCCCACAAACAAUGCUUAUCCACCGCCACCGGUGCCGCAUAGGAUACGGAACGGUAAUUCUAAUUUUAAUGGGGACACGUAUGGGAGUACGGAUCCUGUGUAUGAUUUUAAUGAUGGUCAGGUUGGUGUCAAGAGAAUGAGAUUCGAGGAUUCGGGCCCUCCUCCUGGCCCGUAUAUGAAUGAACAUCACGUCAAUUCAUUGCGGGUUUUUGCUGAGGAUGAGAGGAGAUUGAAAUUGAUACAUGACCAUGGAGCAGCGAGUCAAAAUUCAGGUACUAAUCACUAUGGUGGGUAUAAGAUUUCCAGUAGUAAUUUUAAGAGGAGUGGUUUUAGCGAUCUGGGUUUUGGGCGCUUUGAGAGGGAUGGGGGAUAUUGUCUAGAAACUGAUUCGAAUAUGAACCGAAAACGUGUAGAGCAUUUUGAGUAUCAGUAUAAUGAAAAUAAUAAGAAUCCAUAUAACCGAACAGGGAGUGAUUUGAUUCAGAGUCGCCCAUAUGGAACUAAUGGUCAUGAAGCUGAUGGUUACAUUGAUGCGUUAUGUAAAGAGCAGAGACAGGGAGGCCGGCAGUUCAACAAUCAGUUUCCACAGUCGUAUACUAUGCAACAACAUAUAAUGGAGCCAAAACCUGCCAAUUAUAGAUUAUCAAAUUUGAGUGGGAUGAAUAUGGGUCCGAUGAAGGAUUCUCUGGUGUUUAGUGGCCAGCCUCCACUGCCCAAUUCACCACCGCCACCCCUUCCCUUGGAGCAGCCGGUGCGCCAUUUGUCAGAGCAUGUCGUUUCAUCGCCUCCAGCAGAAACGAGCUCUUUGUUUCCAAUUCCAGCUGAAUCUGCAGCCUCUUUGCUGUCAUCAAGUACUGCAGUUUCUGAAGCAAUCUCCUCAGCGCCAGUGUAUUAUCCAAGUAAAGCCUGUCUGAAUUCAAGUGGUUACCCAAAUGAGGAAGUUCGUGCAAUGCGGACGGCUCCAUCCAAGACAAAAUUGGUAGAAAGUGAACAGUUUCCUCCUCGGCAACUCUCUUCUGACAAACCGAAAGUUAUUGAUGCCUCAUACAUUUUGAAGUAUCCACAUCGUGCUACCCGCCCUGAUCAUAUUGUUAUAAUUCUCCGAGGACUUCCAGGUUUUUUCAUAAUCUUCAAGCUUGAGUCACUUUUGGUUGUUGUGAAUAGACUUCAAACACACUCUACAGGAACUAUAACAUCUUGCUGGUAUUUGUGCUUCGUCUUAGUGGAUGACCGCAAUCUGCGGGUAGCUGAUUUUGCUCAGUUUUGGGCAAUUGCAAAGAGAUCUGGGUACGAGGUUUACAUACUGGAAGCGACAUACAAGGAUCCAGCUGGCUGUGCUGCAAGGAAUGUGCAUGGUUUCUCCCAUGGUGACAUACAAAAGAUGGCUAACCAAUGGGAAGAAGCUCCGUCUCUGUAUAUAAAGCUAGACAUCAAGUCGUUACUCAAUGGAGAUGAUUUGGAGCAAAAUGGCAUCCAAGAGGUUGACAUGGAUGCAGAAGAUGUUGAUCAUAAUUGUGAUCUCUCUGGUUCACAAGAAAGAAAUGUUGAAAAUUUCCCGGGUCCUUCUAGAAAAGAUCUUCCCUUUGAUUGUCCAUCAAAAGAUGAUCAGAAAUGGGACACUGAGGAGGAUCAUCCUCUGGAGGAAGUCAUAGAAUUACGAAAGAGUAAGUGGUCAAAUGAUUUGGACGAGGAUGAUAUGAGGACAGAAGUGACCCAAGGAAAUUUAAAUGCUCUUUCUGGGUUGAUUCAAUCUUACAGCAAGGAAGGUAAAUCUGUGCGUUGGGCCGAUAAGGUUGGCAGCAGUGGAUUUUCAAUAGGUGCAGUUAAAAUGUCAAACAUGUUAUCUUUAGUAAUUGGUCCUGGCGCUGGAUACAACCUGAAGUCAAAUCCGUUGCCCGAAGAAGAAAAGCUGAGUUUCCAAAGAAGUGACGAAUCAAAGAGGCAAAACAUAUUCCAGGAACAAUUACGUGCUGAGCGUGAGUCUUUCAGAGCUGUUUUUGAUAAGAGGAGACAGAGAAUUGGCAGACUGGACUUGGACGAAGAAUGACACUUGAGAAGACCCUAAUGAAACUUCAGAAUCUUCUCGUGAUGUUGGGGAAGCUUUGAUGCCCCUGCUCCCAACAAGUUGCUGGUCGGGAUCGUGGAACUAUCACUCGAGAAGUAUGUAAGCUGGUCGAAACAUCAUGAAUAUUCUUACACAAUAAGAUGAAAAUGAUUGCUCAAUA
Molecule: messenger RNA, 2526 nt
Organism: Olea europaea var. sylvestris
Lineage: Eukaryota; Viridiplantae; Streptophyta; Magnoliopsida; Lamiales; Oleaceae
Exons: 12
Coding region: 93-2348 (751 amino acids)
Biological process (GO): regulation of telomere maintenance
Cellular component (GO): nucleus
Source: RefSeq, a predicted model, not a curated record